Molecule: messenger RNA, 324 nt
Organism: Fibroporia radiculosa
Lineage: Eukaryota; Fungi; Basidiomycota; Agaricomycetes; Polyporales; Fibroporiaceae
Exons: 2
Coding region: 1-324 (107 amino acids)
Biological process (GO): translation
Cellular component (GO): cytosolic small ribosomal subunit; ribosome
Molecular function (GO): structural constituent of ribosome
Source: RefSeq, a predicted model, not a curated record
AUGCCGAUUCAAACUUUAGAUCGCUUACUAUACAGCACCGCCGGUCUUGCGUACCCUCACCCACCGCGACCACCUCCCCACCUCAAGACAAUAUGGGAAAAGGUUCGUCGCCAGCUCCAUCGUCCUGAGUACCUCUUCAUAAUUAUCUACACUCCUACAGUACACGGAUCUCUCGCCCGUGCCGGCAAAGUGAAGUCACAGACUCCUAAGGUCGAAAAGCAGGAGAAGAAGAAGACCCCCAAGGGUCGUGCUAAGAAGCGGAUCCUCUACAACCGCAGAUUCGUGAAUGUCACCACGCUUCCCGGCGGCAAGCGGAGAAUGUGA